AUGCCUCCAUUUACUCCAGAUGCGCGUAAUUUAGGUGGUAGGAAUUUAAUAUCUUAACAAAUUUGGAAUCAUUUACAAUAACUGAAGGAAAUAUCAUAACAAAUACCUCAACUUUUGAUUUCACCACGCAAAGUUCCCAAUUCACCUAAACAAAGUAUCGAACCUUUAAAUUGCAAGAGAAUGAAUCGGAAACAAGACUAUCUACUCUGUCCAACUUACUUGUUUAGACGGAAAACGGUUUCUGAAAGUUUCACAUCAUUGAGUCCAAAACAUAUUCAAGAUGAAACACAAUUGCUGUUCUAAGAACCUCUUUUGAGAAGACAGAAGAAUUUGAAAUCUCCUCAGAAGAUCUUCCCGUUCAGCACCAUUCAAUUGGGAGCAUUGUACAGAGUCAAGGCUAAUGAAAUCAAGAUCAAUAAAAAUCAGGAUCUCAUGUAAGAUUGUCUGUAAUAAAAGAUAAUGGAAUGA
Messenger RNA from Paramecium tetraurelia, 468 nucleotides. RefSeq lists its product as uncharacterized. The transcript has a single exon. NCBI's taxonomy places the organism in Eukaryota, Ciliophora, Oligohymenophorea, Peniculida, Parameciidae. The record is from RefSeq and is a predicted model, not a curated record.